Molecule: messenger RNA, 375 nt
Organism: Miscanthus lutarioriparius
Lineage: Eukaryota; Viridiplantae; Streptophyta; Magnoliopsida; Poales; Poaceae
Source: the annotation of a GenBank genome assembly
AUGUGCAUUACAGUACCUCGGAAUGGAAGGAAGCAGGAGCGCACAGGGGAGGACGAGGAAAGCUCGAGUGCUGCCACCGCCCGCCUUGCGCUGACGAUGGAUCUAGCACGUGCGUCGCCGGAUGCACAGUGGCCCGCUGCUCAUGCACGAGGCUGCCGCCAUGCUCGGGCGCCGCCACCUCCCGCCUCGUGCCAGUGCCGGAUCCGGCAUAGCCCUUACCGUGCGCCGCCGAAUCCUGUCCGUGGUGGAUCCAUCUGCCGCCUCUCCUGCCACGGCACGGCGGUCAGGGGGCUCUGGCUGCCUCCGCUCUAUUCGUCAAGUAGGGCCGACGCAUCCUGCGGCCUCCAGUUCUUGCUGACCGUGAGGGAGAGGUGA